AUGGCCAACAAUGGACGUAGCGACCUGGUCCCUAUUACCCCAGCUCCCACCCGGGGAGGCCGCAACGAAAGCGGCAACGGAGACUCAUCACAAUCCGUAAUGUCCUAUACUUGUCAGACCUGUACCAGACGAAAAGUUAAAUGCGACAAAGAGGCUCCAAUUUGUUCCAGAUGCCGCAAGGGAGGGUUCGAGUGCGUUUACCAAGCACCCCAGCCACGAUCUCGAAAACGCAAAAUGAGCGAUGAGGUGUUUGAAAAGCUAGCCAAAUAUGAGCGUAUCCUGCAACAAAAUGGUCUGUUGGAUGCCGAGACGUCAAUUGCCAAAGAUGUGUCCCCUCGGGAAUCGGCAUUGGCCACUCACGCGUUUAAGACUGGUAAGCUUCUGACUGGUCAAGGGAGAUCGAGAUAUAUUGACAGACAUAUGUGGUAUAAUCUCGGAAACGAUGAGAUCCAACACAUGUCUGAUGAUGAGGAAGAGGAUGAGAUGGCUCCCAUCGGUGCCAACGUUGCGGGAGGUAUUUCACCGGAUCCCCUGACUGGUGCAUUCCUAGGCAGCCAACAAUUAAUAUUGGAGUAUCAUCCAAGUCAUAUAGAGGCAAUGCAGCUAUGGAAGACGUAUACUGAAAACGUGGAACCCAUUUGUAAGGUCCUGCACGUCCCAUCAACUGGUAAAAUGGUCGAGUCUAUUUCGCAUCAUCCUGAAAUAGCGUCGAAGACAGAUGAGUGUCUAUUAUUUGCGAUCUACAAUUGUGCAGUUUUCUCAAUCACCGAGGAACAGUGUGUCAAGCAAUUUAGUCAAGAGCGAUCUACACUGAUACAAAAUUUCCACUGUGCUGCACGCCAGGCCCUUGUGAAUGCGUCUUUUCUCAAAACAACGGAAAUAUCCGUCUUGCAAGCACUCUACCUGUUCCUUCUAUCUAGCCGCUACCUAUACGAUCCACAUACGUACUGGAUACUGACGGGCGUAUCUUGCCGCAUCGGACAGAGAAUCGGUCUUCACCGAGACGGAGAGAAACUGGGACUACCACCAUUUGACGUGGAGAUGAGACGACGACUGUUCUACCAACUCUUUCCACAGGACUGCCGAGCAAGCCUCGUUGCAGGGAUUGACUUUCUCAGUUUGCCUGAAGGCUGGGAUACGAAGCCUCCUCUCAACAUCAACGAUGAACAAAUCUGGCCUGGAAUGACGGAGAAGCCUGUAGAGCAAAAGUGCGCAACCGAUAUGAUAUUCUGUCUCUCACGCGCAUAUGUCGGGAAAAGAUUAGCUAAAGCGAGAAAUCCUACCAACGGCACAUCACCUUGGAGCUUCUCCGAUCUCCAGGAAGCUGAAACGGCCAUUUCUGCAGCAGAAGAUGAAGUGGAGGAGAAGUUUAUUCGUUACUGUGACAUCGUCAAUCCGUUGCACUUCCUUACCAUCGGACUUACGAGAUCUGGCAUGACAGCCAAACGGCUUAUAGUCCGCCUUCACAAGAUCAGGGACCAAACUGCUACCGAUGAGGAACGGAAAGAGCUGUUCCUAAUUGCGCAGAAGACUCUGGAUACCGACGCGGCAGUCCAUGCUCACCGAGGCAUAAGCAGGUUUGAGUGGCAUAUCAAGCCGUUUUUCCUAUGGGGUACACGAGACUCGUUCAUCUUUAUCCUCACUACAUUGUGGAAAAGACGAGAUUUACUCUCCUCGGAACAAAUCGAGGAUGCCUGGGAAAACGUAGGACAGCUUUACCAGAACCACGACGAGCUCUUCGAUGGCAAGCAGGCGCUGAAUGUGGCGCUUCGACGUCUUACCUUGCAAAUUUGGGAUUCCUACCAAUCGAGUAGUGAUCACUCCGAACCGGAAUUCAUCAAGACAUUGCGAUCUGUACGUUGCAAGAAAAUGAAAAGAAAAGCUCAGCCAGAGGAAUUGCUACGUUCAUCAAGCAGACCACCGACUGCGAGUGACGGAAAUACAUCUAUUGGUUGUUUUUCUGAGAGCAUUGUCUCUGAAAUGGGUCAGUAUCUCGAAUUUGACGUCGAUAACUGGCUUUUUUGGGAUCAACUGAUUCAAGAUCAAGCAUGGGAAUGA
This is a messenger RNA of Penicillium taxi, 2058 nucleotides long. Its product is annotated as Zn(II)2Cys6 transcription factor. The record is from RefSeq and is a predicted model, not a curated record. Gene Ontology annotation, biological process: regulation of DNA-templated transcription; DNA-templated transcription. The transcript has a single exon. The coding region runs from base 1 to 2058 and encodes 685 amino acids. Gene Ontology annotation, molecular function: DNA binding; DNA-binding transcription factor activity, RNA polymerase II-specific; zinc ion binding. Lineage: Eukaryota; Fungi; Ascomycota; Eurotiomycetes; Eurotiales; Aspergillaceae.